This is a messenger RNA of Argiope bruennichi, 3431 nucleotides long. RefSeq names its product serine/threonine-protein phosphatase 4 regulatory subunit 1-like. Gene Ontology annotation, biological process: protein dephosphorylation. NCBI's taxonomy places the organism in Eukaryota, Metazoa, Arthropoda, Arachnida, Araneae, Araneidae. Bases 729 to 3110 code for a protein of 793 amino acids. The record is from RefSeq and is a predicted model, not a curated record. Gene Ontology annotation, molecular function: protein binding; protein phosphatase regulator activity. The transcript is spliced from 19 exons.
GUUCGCUCACUUUUUGCUGGGAUUGGCCGCAUCUCUCUUUCGAAAAGUUUUCUCGAGGACCUGAACCAACUUGUGCUUUACAACGGUACUUCGGCGCACAUUGCCGAUUUCCAUCCGAAGAAUACAUUAUGUUUUUAGAGGGCGGUAACUGUAGGGAUCCCAUUGAUUACAGCGUAUCCCAUCCGUAGUUGCAUAAUUUACCGCAGAAUGGCGCUGUGGAAGAUAAAAUUUUGGAACGCUGCCAAUUCAACUGCAAGCAUCAGUGUAUGAGGAUCGUAUAUCAAGACUUUAAGCAUUUGCCCUGAGCAUUUAGUUUUUCUUGAGAAAGUUUUUGUGUGAAUUUUUGUCGCUAUCUUGUACUAUGAUCGGACCAUAUCAAGUGAUGACAGCUCGAUUUCGGAUGACUUCCGAGUGCGGAUUAUUGGAUACGCCGUUCCUUCCCACUCCGGAUUAAACCGUAGAGAGCAAGACCCUGGGAUGUAUUUACUACUCGUGAGUAGUUAUAAUUUCAUCAUGGUGCGCAGAAAUGGUGGCCAUGACUCGCGUGGUGUAUCUGUAAAAGGCAUUCUUGGAAAAAAUGUUCUUACUGCGCCGACGCCGUGGAUGUUAGUGCCGCCUUCAAGCACUCUAUCAUUGGCCUGUGUGGGCAAUUGGCUGCUAAGAAAAUACUGGACUCACUUCAGAAAGCUGGUUCUAAUAAAGAAGAAUAUCAGUCCAUUAUUUCUGUUAUGUGUAAAUUGAGUGAAGAUGAAGAAAGUAUGGUUAGAUCUGAAUUAGUACAGCAUAUUCCAUCCAUAGCACUCUUUUGUCAGAAUCAUCCUGAAUUGAAGCUAGUUAUCUCACAGCAACUAGUGCCUUAUACAGUAAAACUUCUAAAUGACAACUACAUAUCAGUAAGGAAAUUGGCACAAACAGCACUUCUUGUUUUAUUGGAAAAUAACUUAAUAGGACAAUUGCAACUGUCAGAAUGGAUUUGCCCUUUAGUUGCCCAAUUAGCUAUGUGUGCAAAUAAUCAUGAUGAACUAAGGAUAGAAGAUGUUACGGUCAUGAGUCUGAUGAUACCCUUAGUGGAGAACAGCUUAACUAUCAAAUUCUUUUUAGACCCUUAUAUAUCUCUGUGUUGUGAUAAAGUCAUGGGUAUUAGAACAGUUUGUGCCAUGAGGUUUGGAACUUUGUGUAAAGUAGCUGGGCUUGAGAUCACUGAAACCUCUUUACUUCCAGCAUUUCUUGAUUUGUGUAAGGAUGUGGCAUGGGGUGUAAGAAAAGCUUGUGCUAAUGUGUUUGUUGAAGUAGCAAAUGCCGUUUCUCUCAAAACAAGAAAAGAAGUUUUAUCUGCAACAUUACUGAAGUUAUUAGAUGACUCUUCAAAUUCUGUCCGACUUGCUGCUUAUCAAUCUUUAGGUGCAUUUAUAUGCUCUUUUGCUGAUCCAAAUCGAACUGGUUUUGUGUGUGAAAAUGGUAAAUUGAAUUGUGUAAAAGUUGAUGAGAGUAAGCAAAUGGAAUUUAAUAUAAAUGGUCCUAUAGCAGAAAAUCUUGAUAAUUUGCAUAUUGAUCAUAAGGAAGAUGUUUCUCAUCCAGCUGAUCAUAGCACUACAUCAAAAGAAAAUACUACAGUGGAUUCUUUGAAAAUGUCUAACUCAAUAAAAAGUAAUAAUAAGGAAUUAAGUGAUGCGAGUACAGUACUCCAUUCAUGUCUACGUGCUUCUGUCAUUGUUACAACCAAAAAUAAUUCUAGUAGUGAUGAUGAAAGUGCCUUUAAUAAUUUCCAAUUCUGGAGAGAACCAUUACCUGACGUUGAUGUGAACAUUAAUGAAGAAUCGACAAAAAAUAGUCCUGCUCAAUCCGGUGCACAAGAUAGUCAAGAAGCCCCUUCCUACAUGGAACUUUUCCUGGAAGAACUCCAAUAUCCAAAAGUAAAUUACAGUGACUCAAAAUAUAACUCAUUAGAAGAUGAUGCUGAGAUUGUAACUUCAUCUUUCAAAGAAUCAAUUUUAACAUUUAAAACAGAAGAUUUGUGUGAACAAAAUGCACAUUCUUGUUUCCACAAGAGGAGAAGGAGUGUUGGCACAAAUGCACCUAACGAUUUGCUUGCUAAUCAGGAUAUUGUACCCAAUGAGAUUCUAAUGAAAUACUUUGAAGCUUUGAUGUCCAAAUCUAUAAAGGAUGAUCAGUUGAAUGCUGCUUGUGCAUUUAGCUUCCCAGCUGUUACUUACACUUUAGGAAGAAAGUAUUGGCCAUGCCUUCGAGCAACAUUCCAAAGAGUUACUAAAAAUGUACAGAGUUUCUCAGAAUGGAGAAAUCGAUGUGCAAUUGCCUCUUCUCUACCUCAGUUGGCAAAUAUGCUUGGCCACGACAUAAUAAUGGAAGAUUUAUUACCAAAAUUCCUUGAGUUUUUGACAGAUGUUGAUGAAGUGCGGCAGAGUGUGGUCUUGCAAAUACCAGACUUUCUGCAGCAUGUUCCAUCUGAAGAGAGGUAUCAGUUCUUCGUUCACAUUGAAGAUUUCCUGGAUGAUGCAGAUAGUAUGAAAUGGAGGUUUCGAUGCUGUGUUGCUGAGCAACUCUCUGCAACUUUGAAAUUAUGUAAUCCAUAUAAUGUUGAAAAAUAUUUCUUACCUGUGGCCCUGACUUUAUUGCAAGACAGAGUGUUUGCUGUUAGGUUAGCUGCAGCAGAGUUUAUGGCUAAUAUAGUGAAGCAUAUAUUGGACAGCGUGAAAAUGCCUUUACUGUCAAAGCUGGACAUCACCUAUAGACAAGCUCAUAAAUGGAAUCAAAGGCAAACAUAUGUACUUGUGUGUGAACAGUUAGCCAAACAAAGAUCUCUGCCUGUAGAUACAUAUGUAACUGAAAUAGUACCGAGGCUGUUCUCCUUAGCUUGGGAUGUUGUUCCCAAUGUUCGUUUAGCAGUAUCUCGCUGUAUUGCUCUCACGCUUCUUCCCUUGGAUUACCUUCCUGCUGUUCAGAAAGCACAUUCUGAUCUGUUUCUUCAAGUCUACUACUCACUGCAGAGUGACAUUGAUGAUGAUGUUAGGCACUAUGGACUGUUGUGCGCAAGAGCUUACAGUGCACCUUCAUAUGAAAACAAGAUUGUAUGGUCUUCAGAAUGCAUAUAGUAAUAAUCAUCAGAUGUUUGGCCUCAAAGCAGUGUCUCCCCACACAUAACCUUGUAAAGAGAAAUUGUAACUAAUUCUUUCCCAUGUAAUUUUUUACUGUGUUAUUCUGGUGCUGUUUCCAGAACCUAAUGUGUCUUAUUUAUAUUUUUUAAUUAAAUUUUAUACCCAAGUCUAUUUUUCUAAUACUGUGAUACAGAUCAAGAAGUAUUUGCAAAGCAUUUUUUAUCAAGUUCACAUGCCAUUUUCUGUGCAAUGCUGUACAAAGAAAUUUUAGUGUAUAUAGAAGUCUAUUGAUUGUACAUUAAAAUUUUUAGAAUUCAA